AUGACCAUCUUCUUCCUUUUGCAGUCAUCUGCAUUCUCACCUCCCGGUGCGCUACUUCCCUACAACAAACAACCUCCCGACAAGAUGCGCAUCUCCAUAUCCAUCGUUGCCUCCGAUGUCAACAUCGAAUCGGACUUCCUCCCUUUAGACGUCUCUCCAGAUAUGACACUGAAUGACAUCAAAGCCAUCGUCGAAGCCGAGAUCAAUGCCCCUCCCGAGGCACAGCAUUUCCUAAAAGAUGGCACCCCUGUCAAUGACACAACCCAGAGUCUUACAGACCUGAACAUACAGGAAGGGGACGUGGUGGCUAUGGCAAUACAAACCUCCAGAUCGAGGAGACGGCCAGCCCAAGAUUCAACAGGUGCACAGCCUGCACAACGAACACGAACUGGCAAUGACACGGAACAACUGAGAUUAAGGCUUCUAGGAGACCCGGCUCUCAUGGCUGAAUGCCGCCGUCAGGAUGCCGAAUUGGCCAACGCAGCCUCCGAUCGAGAGGCCUUUCAUAAUGCAUGGAAUACGCGACAACGGCAACAUGAGCAAUCCCAGAGAGAAAAACAAGAGCAAAUUGCACUUCUGGAAGCCGAUCCCUUCAACGUCGAGGCCCAGCAAAAGAUUGAGGAGAUGAUCCGCCAGGAGCGAGUUUCUGAAAACAUUCAAAAGGCUAUGGAGGAGAAUCCCGAGUCGUUCGGUCGAGUGACCAUGCUAUACAUCGACGUCACAGUGAACAAUGUUCCGAUUAAAGCGUUUGUGGAUUCCGGUGCGCAGACUACCAUCAUGUCCCCAGACGCGGCAGAGCGCUGCGGCAUCCUUCGAUUGAUAGACAAACGUUAUGGGGGCAUCGCAAGAGGAGUCGGAACUGCUACAAUUCUGGGACGGGUCCACUCGGCAGACAUACAGAUCGGACAAUACAACUUGGCAAGCAGCUUUACGGUGAUGGAGGGCAAGGACGUGGAUCUUCUGUUGGGGCUGGAUAUGCUGAAGCGCCAUCAGAUGUGCAUUGACCUGCAAAAGAAUGUACUCCGGGUCCAGACCGACGAGAUUCGAUUUCUGCCAGAGAACGAGAUCCCCAAAAUGAUGGAGGAAAUCUUGGAGAGUGAGCCCAAGGUGGCAGGACCUGGGGGCAGCACGAUCGGUGCCACCACUGGCACACUUGAACCGCCUGCUGAAGCAUCAUCGAAAACUGGUGCAACCGAGCCCGGCAGGUCGCAGGCCAGCAGCAGUCAAGCCACUGCACCCCAGGCAGAUUCCAGUACCAGCAAUUUCGGCCAGUCUCAACCCAUUACUGCCAGUUCAGUGGCCAAGAUCACGGAGCUCGGUUUUACGCGUGAAGAAGCGAUUGCAGCACUCCGACAGGUCGAUGGGAAUGUGGAGUUGGCAAUUGGACUUCUCUUGUGA
This is a messenger RNA of Exophiala bonariae, 1398 nucleotides long. RefSeq lists its product as uncharacterized. The record is from RefSeq and is a predicted model, not a curated record. The coding region runs from base 1 to 1398 and encodes 465 amino acids. Gene Ontology annotation, molecular function: protein binding; aspartic-type endopeptidase activity. Gene Ontology annotation, biological process: proteolysis. NCBI's taxonomy places the organism in Eukaryota, Fungi, Ascomycota, Eurotiomycetes, Chaetothyriales, Herpotrichiellaceae. The transcript is spliced from 4 exons.